AUGGUUUUCAUGAUUUCCACAAGUGACUGUGAGCCAACGGUUGUUGAUUCUGAUGAAGAAGAUGAGGUGUUGAUUAAUCAUUGUCAAUUAAUGGAUUUAAACUUGGACCAGGUAGAUGAGGUAGAUUCACCUUCAGAAACAGACGCUUGUUCGCAAAAUGGAGAUGACAUCGAUAAAGAGGAUGUAGUUGUCUGCCCAGUAGCUCCUGAAGAUGCAAAUGGUAUAAGCGAAUUACAAAGAAAGCUCUUGUGUCCAAAGACUUUUCAAGUUAUUACAACGUCAGUAGUGGUGAAUGAAGGAGAAUUAUUGCUAAUAUUUCUUAAAUAUGCCAUUUUUGCAAAUUUGAAUCACACUGCUGUUACGCAAUUAUUUAAAGCUGUUAACUGCAUAUUCGCAUCAAAUGUUUUACCCGACAGCCGUUAUUUUAUUGAUAAAUUAUUUUUUCAAACCGAUUUCGUAAAAUAUCAUUGUAUUUGUCCAGACUGUAAAUCAUAUAUUGGUACAUUUGUUCGUUCAGAUCGGCAAGUGAAAUGUAAUAUUUGUCAAAAAGAAACUGUUAUUAAUGGUCGAAAUUUCAACAGUUUUUUUGCGACAUUCGAUAUAAAAAGCAAUGUAAAGUCUCUUUUAGAACGUCAUCACAAAUACUACAACUUUAUAAUGUCACACAGAACUCACGAUCCUGAAUAUUAUCAUGAUAUUUAUGAUGGAAGAACAUACAGAAAAUUCGUUGAAAGUUUACCUGUUGAUGAACAAAAUAAAUAUGUAACCUUCACUUACAAUUGUGAUGGAGCGCCUACUUUUGAAAGUAGUACUUGUUCCAUAUACCCAAUACAGAUAAUGAUAAAUGAAUUGCCAAUAGAAGUUAGAACUGAGGAGACAAUAGUUUGCGCGUUAUGGUUUGGAAAGUCUAAACCUGAUAUGAACGCACUUAUGGAAGGGUUUGUAAAUACCAUGAAUGAGUUCACUAGUUCUGGUGUAGAGUGUAGUAUUGAAGGCGAAAUAAGGCUAAUUAAACCAUAUGCAAUAUGUUGCUGUGUAGAUUCUGUUGCCCGAGCUUCCAUGCAAGGCGUUAGCGGUCACACUGGUCACUUUUCAUGUCCUUGGUGUUUACAUCCGGGGAUAUAUGUUCAAAACGCUUUAGGUAAAGGAGGUUGUGUAAAAUUCCCAAACAGCGUACUGAAGAUCAGUUUCUUGAAUGUUUAG
This is a messenger RNA of Leptopilina boulardi, 1203 nucleotides long. RefSeq lists its product as uncharacterized. The transcript has 4 exons. Bases 1 to 1203 code for a protein of 400 amino acids. Lineage: Eukaryota; Metazoa; Arthropoda; Insecta; Hymenoptera; Figitidae. The record is from RefSeq and is a predicted model, not a curated record.